CGCAUAACAUAUUAUUGAUUUAUUAAAACAUUUAUUUAGACAUGCCUCCCAGCAGAACUAUACACGAGCAAAAAAUGUUCAAGUGCUCAAAAUGCGGUCGACGGGACAAACACUCAAUGCAACACAGCCCAGUAACGAUCACUUCGGCCAGCGGCAUUAGACACGUAUUGCAAUGGAGUGGCGGCAAGAUUGAGUGUCCUUGUGGCAAACAGUUUGCAUAUACGCACAUGAACGACAGGCAUGCGCUUGUGUGCAGUGUGCUUAACGCUACAGAUACCAACGCUUAUCCCGACACCGCCGGCGAUUUCAGCAUAAUUUCAUCUCCGUCAGAGUCGGCAUUGGCUGCGUUAAACUUGAUGGUUGAACGCGAAAGUGGCCUUAUUAUUUGUCAGACCUGCUGCUAUAUGCACCUUUACAAAUGCCAGAUAAAACAUGGACACCUGCAUCAUGUCGAGUACAGUCAGCGGGCAGUCAGGGAGGCGUGUCGUUAUCUGCUGUCAAAAAACUCGGGAGCCAUGUCAGAUGAUGAGCUUCAGUCCUGGUAUAAGGAUCGUUUGCUACGGUUGGAUUUGCCAAUUCCAGGAAUUAGUGCCAUUGACCAGGCGUUUUGGUGCGAGCACUGUAACUAUGCUGUUUGCGAUAGAAGUAGCAUGCGGAAGCAUUAUAAAAGUGCGCACAAUGCAGUGUGGGUGUCGGCAGGAGCGGCCAUUGGUCCUGUUCAGCAGUUGUCUGGUAGUGGUAACUCCCAGUUUAGUAGCUACAUUCGGGUUUUGCAUACAUAAUUCGCAAGCAUGGAUGUCUUUAUUACUCUACAGAUGCUACUCUGGAUACAAUCACCCCUUUUUAAAUAUUUGGCUGCAUAAAUUCUCCAGCAUAUGGUUUCUAUAUUUUAUUUUUGUUUUGGAUAUCCAAAACCGCACCGAGCGCAGUUGUGCCAAUUCCAGAUUGCGCAAGCCUAUUCGAAACAUGCAGCGGACGUCAUUCAAAAAAGUAUAUAUACUUGAUGAUCAACUGAUCCAGUGAUCACAUUUGUUUAUCGGCCUGAUGCUCCCCUCCCCCCACAGUAUUUUUUCUCACUUUGAGCUGGAGUUGUGAUAUAUACACAGAUCGCGCUUAGGAAGCU
Messenger RNA from Kickxella alabastrina, 1123 nucleotides. RefSeq lists its product as uncharacterized. The record is from RefSeq and is a predicted model, not a curated record. The transcript has 4 exons. Bases 42 to 782 code for a protein of 246 amino acids. Lineage: Eukaryota; Fungi; Kickxellomycota; Kickxellomycetes; Kickxellales; Kickxellaceae.